GGAUGUUGUGGGGAUCUGCGGCCGCCCGGCCCAGCUUCCUGUAGCCGCCCGGCGGCGCCCUGCGCUCCUCUUCGGGAGUGGUAGUUCUUCUCUUCACCGGUGCCUGGCAGGAGGCGCAAGCGGGACUACGCGUCACGGCAUGCACUGCGGCCCCCAGCCGGUCACCGCCUGUGGGCUGCAGACGCCUGCGAGCAGGUUGUUGUUUUUAUAAGAGGCGUCACUGGCGCCCGAGCUGUGACCGCCGCCACUGGGGCAGCCAGCACAAUUGGGCGGAGGUGGCGUUGCCCCUUCAGACCUGAAAGAUGUCUGAAAAUUCCAGUGACAGUGAUUCAUCUUGUGGUUGGACUGUCAUCAGUCAUGAGGGGUCAGAUAUAGAACUGUUAAAUUCUGUGACAGCCGCUGACAGCUGUGAGCCCACCCCAGAAUGUUCAUCUUUAGAGCAAGAGGAACUUCAAGCAUUGCAGAUAGAGCAGGGAGAAAGCAGCGAAAAUGGCACAGUGCUUAUGGAAGAAACUGCUUAUCCAGCUUUGGAGGAAACCAGCUCAACAAUUGAGGCAGAGGAAGAAAAGAUACCUGAAGACGGUAUCUAUAUUGGAACUGCCAGUGAUGAUUCUGAUAUUGUUACCCUUGAGCCACCUAAGUUAGAAGAAAUUGGAAAUCAAGAAGUUGUCAUUGUUGAAGAAGCACAGAGUUCAGAAGACUUUAACAUGGGCUCUUCCUCUAGCAGCCAGUAUACUUUCUGUCAGCCAGAAACUGUAUUUUCAUCUCAGCCUAGUGACGAUGAAUCAAGUAGUGAUGAAACCAGUAACCAGCCCAGCCCUGCCUUUAGACGACGCCGUGCUAGGAAGAAGACUGUUUCUACUUCAGAAUCUGAAGACCGGCUAGUUGCUGAACAAGAAACCGAACCUUCUAAGGAGUUGAGUAAACGUCAGUUCAGUAGUGGUCUCAAUAAGUGUGUUAUACUUGCUUUGGUGAUUGCAAUCAGCAUGGGAUUUGGACAUUUCUAUGGCACAAUUCAGAUUCAGAAGCGUCAACAGUUAGUCAGAAAGAUACACGAAGAUGAAUUGAAUGAUAUGAAGGAUUAUCUUUCCCAGUGUCAACAGGAACAAGAAUCUUUCAUUGAUUAUAAGUCCUUGAAAGAAAAUCUUGCAAGGUGUUGGACACUUACUGAAGCAGAGAAGAUGUCCUUUGAAACUCAGAAAACGAACCUUGCUUCAGAAAAUCAGUAUUUAAGAAUAUCUCUGGAGAAGGAAGAAAAGGCCUUAUCCUCAUUACAGGAAGAGUUAAACAAACUAAGAGAACAGAUUAGAAUAUUGGAAGAUAAAGGGACAAGUACUGAAUUAGUUAGAGAAAAUCAGAAACUUAAGCAGCAUUUGGAAGAGGAAAAGCAGAAAAAACACAGCUUUCUUAGUCAAAGAGAGACUCUGUUGGCAGAAGCAAAGAUGCUAAAGAGGGAACUGGAGAGAGAACGACUAUUAACUACGGCUUUAAGGGGGGAACUCCAGCAGUUAAGUGGUAGUCAGUUACAUGGCAAGUCAGAUUCUCCCAAUGUAUACACUGAAAAAAAGGAAAUAGCAGUCUUACGGGAAAGACUCACUGAGCUGGAACGGAAGCUAACCUUCGAACAGCAGCGUUCUGAUUUGUGGGAAAGAUUGUAUGUUGAGGCGAAAGAUCAAAGUGGAAAACAAGAAACGGAUGGAAAAAAGAAAGGGGGCAGAGGAAACCACAGGGCUAAAAAUAAGUCAAAGGAAACAUUUUUGGGUUCAGUUAAGGAAACAUUUGAUGCCAUGAAGAAUUCUACCAAGGAGUUUGUGAGGCAUCACAAAGAGAAAAUUAAGCAGGCUAAAGAAGCUGUGAAGGAAAAUCUGAAAAAAUUCUCAGACUCAGUUAAAUCCACUUUCAGACAUUUUAAAGAUACCACCAAGAAUAUCUUUGAUGAAAAGGGUAAUAAAAGAUUUGGUGCUACAAAAGAAGCAGCUGAAAAAGCAAGAACAGUUUUUAGUGACUAUUUACAUCCACAGUAUAAGGCACCUACAGAAAACCAUCAUAAUAGAGGCCCUACUAUGCAAAAUGAUGGAAGGAAAGAAAAGCCAGUUCACUUUAAAGAAUUCAGGAAAAAUACAAAUUCAAAGAAAUGCAGUCCUGGGCAUGAUUGUAGAGACAAUUCUCAUUCUUUCAGAAAGGCUUGUUCUGGUGUAUUUGAUUGUGCUCAACAAGAGUCCAUGAGCCUUUUUAACACAGUGGUGAAUCCUAUAAGGAUGGAUGAAUUUAGACAGAUAAUUCAAAGGUACAUGUUAAAGGAACUGGAUACUUUCUGUCACUGGAACGAACUUGAUCAGUUCAUCAAUAAGUUUUUCCUAAAUGGUGUCUUUAUACAUGAUCAGAAGCUCUUCACUGACUUUGUUAAUGAUGUUAAAGAUUAUCUUAGAAACAUGAAGGAAUAUCAAGUAGAUAAUGAUGGAGUAUUUGAGAAGUUGGAUGAAUAUAUAUAUAGACACUUCUUUGGUCACACUUAUUCCCCUCCAUAUGGACCCAGUCGACCUGAUAAAAAGCAACGUAUGGUAAAUAUUGAAAACUCCAGGCAUCGAAAACAAGAACAGAAGCACCUUCAGCCACAGCCUUAUAAAAGGGAAGGUAAAUGGCAUAAAUAUGGUCGCACUAAUGGAAGACAAAUGGCAAAUCUUGAAAUAGAAUUGGGGCAUUUACCUUUUGAUCCUAAAUACUGAUUCACAAUUGAGUUAAAUUAGACGACUGUAAGAGAAACAUAUGCUUUGUACAAUGUUUGGUAUUGAAACUAAUGAAAUUAUCAAGAUGACAAUGUCUUUUUUUGUUUCUAAGUAUCAGUUUGAUAACUUUGUAUUAUUACUCAGAAGCAUUAGUUAAAAGCCUACUAACCUGCAUUUUCCUGUAGUUUAGCUUCGCUGAAUUUUUUUUGACACUGGAAAUGUUCAACCGUAGUUUUAUUAAGGAAGCCAGGCAUGCAACAGAUUUUGUGCAUGAAAAGAGACUUCCUUUCAGUGUGAGAGCUUAAAGCAAGCUCAAUCAUACAUGACAAAGUGUAAUUAACACUGAUGUUGGUGUUAAAUUUGCAGCAGAGCUUGAGAAAAGUACAUUGUGCUGGAAUUUCAUCAUUAACAUUUUAUAAUCUUACACUCACUUCUUGUCUUUUUGUGGGUUCAAGAGCCUGCUGACUUGUGAAGAAUUUGCUGCCCUCUUAAGAGCUUGCUGACUUGUUUUCUUGUGAAAUUUUUUGCACAUCCGAAUAUUGUCGAAGAAACAAUAAAACUACACCAUGAGGAAAACUAAAGGUCUUUAUUUAAAAUCUGGCAUUGUAUUAACAUGUGAUUUUAUACUAUGUGGUAUUUUAUACAUUUCCUCAGUAGUGAUAUUUGGUAAAGCAGUUCAUCUAGUUUUUUUCUAAGUUCCAUGAAUCUUACCCAGUGUUCACUGAAGUAUUUAAGCAGCAUCUGAAUAUUUCCACCCAGCAAUGUUAGUUUAUCUCAGAAAGUUCAGAAUUCAUCUUCGUGUUGAAUUUCCCUUUUAACUUCCGUUCAUAGACAUAUACGUGACUUCCAAUUCGACCCUCCGGCAAGUGAGUGUGGAAGAAAACAGCAGUUCUGUUAUAAUUGCUUGAAAUUAGGAAAGCACUUAUUUCCUAGAAGCAAAUAAAUGUUUAAGUAAAUAAAGGCUACGUUUUGCUGA
Molecule: messenger RNA, 3702 nt
Organism: Mandrillus leucophaeus (drill)
Lineage: Eukaryota; Metazoa; Chordata; Mammalia; Primates; Cercopithecidae
Gene: CCPG1
Product: cell cycle progression 1
Exons: 9
Coding region: 303-2726 (807 amino acids)
Cellular component (GO): membrane
Source: RefSeq, a predicted model, not a curated record